AUGGCACCGUCCGCCGUCGCAGUCUCUCCUGCAAAGAGAAGAAAAGUCGCAUCCUCGAGCCCUUCUAAGCAGGCUGGUCCUAGUGGCGCGGCUCAGCCCUCACUCCUUUCGUUCUUUGGAAAUGGUCGCCCGUCAGCGUCCUCACCUACACCCUCGGACUCCUUGCAGCGCACGCCUUCGGAUUCUCGGCAGCACCAGGACAGCACACCUUCUGCGAAGACCAAAGCAGAACGUACUGCCGAUUGUCCCAUCUGUGGCAAGCAGGUCCCCUUCAACACCGUGCAGGCUCACGUCAACUCCUGCCUUGAUGCUGCUGACUCGAUCGCUCCCGAACCACUGGUCUUGAGAGAUCACGUCAAUGAGCAGCCUGUCACUUCAGUCAAUGAGGCUCUUUCCAGCCAGUCGUGCUCGCCUGCGCCAGUGUCGCCGACAAAGGACAGCCUCGCAGGAGAGCCAACGCAACUACAUACCGCUAAGCUCACCUCGAUUUCCGAAUUGGCCUCGACACUAGAUGCAGCUGUCGCUUCGACCAGUGGUCCCGAUCGACAUCAAAUCACAUCCGCAGAUGCUGUCUCCGAACCAUCAGCAACUAGGACGCCCUCCUCCAUUCUAUCUUCAGCCAAGCGAGCAGCCUCAUCUGCAUUUACAGUGCUCAUGAAAUCGCAUUCAGAGUCAAAGCAGUGGGCGACCGCAGAUGCAGUCGAAGCCGCCAACUAUCGAGGCAGAGCAAGGUCACGCCCAGAAGCGCGCACUGCCCCUUUCUAUAAGGCCCUCGAAGGUAUGCCGCUCACCGUUGACGCCUUCCGCUUUGGCAAGAUCGAGGGUUGCCGCGGCUAUUUUCUCACCCAUUUCCACAGCGACCACUACGGAGGCAUGACGGCCAACUGGAAUCAUGGUCCCAUCUACUGCAGCGUCACCACCGCCAACCUUUGUCGCACUCACCUCGGCGUCGAUCCGCAGUGGCUCCGACCGCUGCCCAUGGAAGUGGCCGUUCCCGUCCCGGACAGUGGAGGCGUCAUGGUGACUUGCAUCGAAGCCAAUCAUUGCCCUGGCUCGUGUCUCUUUCUUUUUGAAGGACCACAGACGUCGCAGCUGCUCUCGCGCAAUCAUGCCAGCCCUUACAUCGGCACAGGCAGGAUCUUUCGCUAUCUUCACUGCGGCGACUUUCGCGCAAGCCCUGUACACACGAAUCAUCCAUCCAUCGUUGGUAAGAAGCUCGACGUUAUCUAUCUCGACACCACCUACUGCAAUCCGCGCUACUGUUUCCCGGCUCAGGAUCAGGUGAUCGAGGCGUGCGCCGAGCUCGUACGGCGCAUCGUACCCGAAGCACAGCUGGAAGUCAACCUAGCAGCCAAACAAAAGCAGGAGCAAGCAGCGGAACAAGACUGGAGGAUAGCACCGCCGCGGAAAAGCAAGAACAGCGGUGACGCAGAUGCCGCGUCUGCCAACGCUUUCAAAGGCUGGUUCAACACCAAAGUAGAGAAUCCAGAUGGCACCAUCUCGGCUCUGCGACCUCCGCCGAUCUCCCGAGAUUCCAGCAAUGGCGAGAUCAAGGUGGAAGAGGAAUCAGACACGGUCUCGGUCAAGCAGGAGGAGAUGCAAGACGAAGCUCUCGAAUACGACGAAGAAGGGUUAUUCUUGGGCGAGCAAGACGAAGACGACCGAGCAGAGCAAGACAGCGUCUACGAAAGUCCAGUCAAUGUCUCGGAAGAGUCUCCUGCACCUGUCAAACUGGAGCCGUCCGAAGAUGCUCUGCUUGACUUUGCUUCAGACAGGAAGAGCGCAGAAACGAAGAUGGCCCCUGACUCAGUGGGGUCGGCGGUGCCAGCCGUCAAGUCAGAGGACACUCCCGACAACGACGUCAAACGAACGGACGUGGACGAUACCAAUGCAACCAACUGGCUAGCCAAGCAUUCCGAGUCAUCGCGCGAUGCCGUCUCCUCGGUGCGUCGUCGCGAUGGUGGUCGUUUGCUUGUCGUCGUCGGCACCUACACCAUCGGCAAGGAGCGCAUCGUCAAAGCCGUUGCGCGCGCUAUGAAUUCCAAGAUCUUUUGCAUGGAUUCGCGCAAGUAUCGCGUCUACGCCCAACUCGAGGACCCGGAAUUGCACUCGUUGCUCACCCGCUCUCCCUCGGCAUCCGUCCACGUCACGAACCUGCACGCCAUCAACGGCGAUGGUCUGCGCGAUGUCGUCGCUGCGCUUCGCACGCGUGGCUACGACUUUACGCACGCAGUGGCCUUCCGCCCGACCGGAUGGACAUACAGGCCGCCCGCGGGCAUGGAUACGGUCUCACCCAGCUUGGACCGGCUGAUUCAGUGGAACCAGACCCGCUCGUUUGGGUGUCAGAACCUGUUCCCGACCAGAGACAGCACGCCGGACUACAUGAUUUACGGCGUGCCCUACUCGGAGCAUUCGAGCUUUUUCGAGUUGACCGCGUUUGCGCUGUCGACGCGGUACGACAGGAUCAUUGCGACGGUGAAUGUGGGCAGUCCGACGAGCAGGGCAAAGAUGGCCAAGUGGUUUGAAAAAUGGAUGUUGGAGAAGCGGCGGAGGGAGAAGCAGGGGUUGGCGGAGCUCGAGGCGAGGGCGGUGACGUAUUGGUAA
Messenger RNA from Sporisorium graminicola, 2604 nucleotides. RefSeq lists its product as uncharacterized. Gene Ontology annotation, molecular function: damaged DNA binding; 5'-3' DNA exonuclease activity. Bases 1 to 2604 code for a protein of 867 amino acids. Lineage: Eukaryota; Fungi; Basidiomycota; Ustilaginomycetes; Ustilaginales; Ustilaginaceae. Gene Ontology annotation, biological process: protection from non-homologous end joining at telomere; interstrand cross-link repair; double-strand break repair via nonhomologous end joining. The transcript has a single exon. The record is from RefSeq and is a predicted model, not a curated record.